UCACUUUAUACAUCGGAUGUGUGAGGUAACGUCUUUCUUCCAUGAUGAAAUUCUAAUGUUUACAAGGAACCCCUCAACAGGUGAGAGAUCUUCAAAGAACUUUCAACCGAUUCAAUGUCUAUGAAAUGUAUCUUACUACAAAGGAGCAUUACGUACCAAUUUUUUAACAUAUUUUGAAAGCAUCGAUCACCGAGGAAUGGGGUGAUGGACAGAACAAUGUCCUUCAGUCCAUGGACAAUUAACCCCGUUGGACAACUCAAAUGAACUACCCUAGCAAUUUCACCAACCCUUCGAUGUUUUUUCGUUUCGUUUUCGUCAGUCACAACGAACACCACGAAAUUUAGGCGAUUAUUUUAGAAAUUCAAAAUCCUUCCUUCGAAAUAUAGCGUGGUCCAAGUGAUGUUACAUUCUUCAAUGUCGGUCACGAAGUAAGGCGAGAAAUCGGUAAUAUGAAAUGUCCUCUAGUAUUAAUAUAGAUUGACGCUGAUACAAAAUGUAUUUAUAGGACUUGCACAGCCAUUUUAAGCUGCUUUGUAUACAUACUUAUGGUCAAGAAGGGCAAACCCUUUUUUCUAUUUUUUAGUGAUUUUCUUUUUCUUAAUGAGUUUAAUAUUUUAUCAUGGUGAUUUAUUGCAACGAUGAUUGCUUAUCACAGGUUGUUAAGCAUUAAAAUAAGAGCUCAAAAUUAAUAGAAGGUUGAUCCCUUUUACAAAAUUCGAAUUUCUGAUUGUGUUCCUUAAAGUUAUUUUUAGUUAUGUUCUGCAGGCAUUAAACAUUCUCCCCUCAAAUUUUGAAUUAAAAGGUUGAAAUGUUAAUUUCUCUGACUUUUGGAAUAUCUCACCUCAGUAUCUUUUUCAACAAGUUUCAUCAUAAUCAGUUGAAAAUCCCACAGCAUGUUUCUGUUCUGGAACAUUUUCUUGUGGACAAAGAGACUUAUAUGUAAGAAUGUUUGUUAUUCAUAAACUGUGUGGUGUAGAAAAUGAAUUUGACAUAACACUAAAUGAACCUUAAUUUGUAAAACUUCUUUCAAAAUGAAGAAUUUGCAAUUAUUUAGAGCAAAUAACAGCCUUUCAAACAGAAACACUUUGCUUGAAGAUUAUAGUUACCUUUGCAUUUUCAUUCCAAGAGAACUUAUGAAUUGGCAUGAUUUAUUUCAUGCGAAAGAGAUUAAACUGGAAAAAAGAAGAGCUUUCAGUAUCUUUCUUUUAAAGUCAUUAAUUUACUUAACAUAUUUUCAUGCCUUUGAACUCUGAAUCAGGACAUUAAAAAUUGGUUGAGCUGCAUUAAGGUUUUUUCAGGGCUCAGUGAACUUAGUGAACUUUCAUCUUAGUUUUGUUUUAAAACCGACUUGCCAACUUGGCACAAGCGGGACUGAUGUGUGAGUACCUUUGUAAAUUUGUUUUUUCUAAUUUAGUUUUCCAGCAUUGGGCAAAAGUAUUCAAACAGAUAUUUUGUUGUAAUGACACAUAUUCAAUUGAUUUGAGAUUUUAAAGGUCAGAAUUGUUUCCAAUGCACCAGCCACCAUUUAGAUAAGGACGAUAGGCUGUUACCAGCUACCAAAUUCUUGUAACUCUUUGUACUUUAAUGUAGUUUGUAUUGGUUUAUUUGUAUUGUUUAUUAUCAUUUUAAUCUCGUUAUCGGCGUUCAGGCCCAGCUUUUUACACUCAAUUUAUUUGUUUAUAUAUUUUGCAACAUUUUGUUAGAUUGUUAGAACUUCGUUGCAUUAUUGUUUCAGUUUACGAUUGUUCAAUUGAUUGAUUGACUGAUUGUGAGAUUGAUUGUGAUUUGUGGUUAGUGGAUUGCUUGCAAGAUUAAAGAUUUGUGUUAAUAGUCAACUUUGGUUUGUUACAUUCUCUCGAUUUGUAAAAUAGCCCCAAACACCUCGCUAACUACAUCUUGGAGCAACACCACUUGAAAUCUUAUGAAUUAGAUUUUUGAUUGCCACAAGCAUUACAGAUAGAACCUGCAUUCAUCAUCCAACCAGAAUCAUAUCAGGAUUUUUAUGUUAAAUCAACAUUUAAGUCCUGUUAUUUGUUUUCUCCUUGAACUGUUUUCAUUUUAUAUUUUUUCUUAAGUUUGUUUGUGUUUUCCCUUGGCCCAAUUGGCUUUAAAAACCAGGUUAAUAACUAUAUGACAGGGUAAGCAGUGGCCAAAUUAAUCAAUUUACAUUGCAUGAGAUAAUUACAUAUAAAUGCUGAUACUUUAAAUGGCAGACUGAAUUCAUAAUACUGCUGAGAUGACUAAAGCAACAAAAUUUUGGAUGCAAUGGACAACAUGCAAGAUAUUUUUGAACUUUUUUAAGGAAGCUGCUUCGUGCAGGUUAAAACAAAAAUUCUUUAGCUGUAAACUGCCCCUUAUUAGCUUAGGCCCUUGGUUAUAGGUCUGUCUACCUGUGAACAAAAAAUACAUUUGAUUGUAAGCCUCCCCUCCCCCUCUUGGAUAUAAGCACCUCUCUAGCUUUUCUUGUUUUAGUGAUAAGCAGGAAGCCACUGUUGUAAAUUAGACAUUAUUAUUUUAAUUAAAGAAGCAAAGACAAACUUCAAGGAAAUCAAAGUCUGAACUUCCUUUUUGUUAUGUUCUAGUUUUGUUUGUGUUGUUAGUUUUUUUUUGUUCUAAAUAUAUUGAAAUUAGUUUGAUUUAUUAAUGCAAUACAUAUUUUGAUCAGUGCUGCUAUAGCUUGUGCUUUUUCUGUUCUGGUUAAUUUAAACCCUGUUAGAUAUACAUUGUGUUUGUAUUGCCCUCCAUUUGUAAGCCUUCCAUUUAUAAGCCCUCCAUUUAUAAGCCCUCCAUUUAUAAGCCCUCCAUUUAUAAGCCCUCCAUUUAUAAGCCCUCCAUUUAUAAGCCCUCUGUUUAUUAAGCCCUCCAUUUAUAAGCCUUCCACUUAUAAGCCCUCCAUUUAUAAGCCCUCCAUUUAUAAGCCUUCCACUUAUAAGCCCUCCAUUUAUAAGCCCUCCAUUUAUAAGCCCUCCUAAAACCUCUUACAAAGUUGCACAAGCACAGGCAUCAAAUGUGUCAAUUUAUUGUAUAGUAUUUUUUUCUGAGUAAUAUGAGUCUACAGCUGUACAUGUUACAUUGUGUUGUGGUGGGUCACUAAAAUGUGAAUUACUAUAACUACAGUAACUGUGAACUCUCAAAGUUACUGGGCAAUGCAUGGUUUUCAGUUGCACAAAACUAGAAAACUAGAUGUCAAUGCCCAGAAAUAAUUGUGGGUAAAAUGUUUUGAGAAAGUGCAUUCACAGGCUUAAUAUUAUGCUAGCUUCACUUUUCAAAGCAUGAUUGCCUGAGGUUUGAAACCACCUUCUUCUCCCUCCCCUCCCUUAUCAAUUUUGUUGUGUUUAAUUUUUCACUGUAAAUUGUACAUUGCAUUAACGCUAAUGUUAUCUGAAAAAAAAACAGUCAUUAAACAGCAUUGAAAAAUGAAUAAGGACUCAAAAACAGUAUACUAUGCAUGAAUAUGCUUAGACAGAUGCUUAGUUUAUAUUUAGCUCUGUUGCAUUAAAUUUUUGUCCAUGAUUUUAGAUUUCCUUAUUUUUAACAUUGUAUUUUCUGGUUUUACCAAAUUCUCAGUGUAAAAAUGAUAUGAAAUGUAUAGCACAAAGAGUGAAAAUUUAUAUUUAGAUCUCAGAAAUUAGAAAAGAUAGAAAUUUUUUUUUCAAAAUUUUCUAAUUUUUGUUUUAUUUAUUGUCAUUGCUUUUAGUUAUGCUGGGGACUGAGACUUUGCGUUAUCUGUCAAGGGUAUCAGUGUUGGUGUAUCAGGGUGGACCGGGUGUUAGUCUUCUUUCUUAACAGACUGGUAAGUCGAAAAUUAAUUGAAACAAAUUUUUGACAAGAAAAGUUGUUUUUUAGGUUGCCAUAAUUUAUUACAAACUGAAUCAGGUUGGAUAUUUAACAAAUACAUUCCAUUUUGCAGUAGGUCUGUUCAGUUACAGACCACAGAUGUCAAACUGUGGUAAGAAAAAAAAAAGUGGCUCUUAAGUUGCAGCCAAGUGUGUCUGAGUGUUUCAAGACUGUAAUAAGGAAUCCAAUUGUUUUAUAUUAUAAGGAAGCAAAAUGUUGUUCAUAGUGAUGUAAUCUAUGCCUCUGUCCUCAGAUAGAUUGAAAGUAAGAUCCAAUCAAAUUGGGUGUAUGAUUCAGCUUAUUGUAAAUUUUGUUUUUGUUUUAUUCUUUACAGGACAUAGACUUUGACUUAACAAACAUGGAAAAUAUUCUUGAUAUUCCUAGUCUGAGGUAUGCUUCACCCUUCAAAAAACUUGCACGGGCAACAGUAGAUAUACUCAACAUAUGAUUAGUUGUAGUAAAGUAGACAUGAUUUAUAAAUUAAACUAAUCUGGAUUAGAGGCAAUGUGAAUUUCUCUAACUUCCCUAUCCCUUUUUUUCAGUGACAUAUUCCUUAGAGUAAUAUAUAUGAUGUCGUGGUGGGAUUUGUGGUUUUCCCAAACAGGAUCACAGUUCUUUUGACUGACAUUGAUCCGUAUGAACUGGACUACCUCUUGCCUGAUGCGAAUCACUGGUACUUAUCAUUAGAAUUUUCUUUCUGCAAAUUGUCUCUUACUGUGCCUCAAAACAUGUUUAAAACGAUUAUUUAAAUUGAAUAACUCAGUAGUAUUGAGUACACCAAGUGUACACAUAAGUGAAGUUUUUAAAGGUUUUUGACAAUUGAUUUUGCUUUCUCUUGUCACUCCAGGGUGUCCUUUGCAAUGACGUCCUGGAAGCUAAAUAGACUUAAUCAAGAAAGAAAUUGUUGUCACAUCUAAAGGUUCUGCCGAGAUCCAAAUGUCAUUCUCAGAGGUAUGUAUUAAAUCUUAUGGAGAUUACUCUAUUAGCUAAAGACAUAAAAGAGCCCUAAUGCCUGAUGUGAGUGACUUGUACUUAUCAUUAGAAUUUUCUUUCUGCAAAUUGUCUUUUAUUGUGCCUCAAGACAUGCUUAAAACUAUUAUUUAAAUUUGAAUAACUCAGUAGUACUGAGUACACCAAGUGUACACAUAAGUGAAGUUUUUAAAGGUUUUUGACAAUUGAUUUUGCUUUCUCUUGUCACUCCAGGGUGUCCUUUGCAUUGAAGUCCUGGAAGCUAAAUAGACUUAAUCAAGAAAGACAUUGUUAUCAUAUCUAAAGGUUCUUCUGAGAUCCAAAUGUCAUUCUCAGAGGUAUGUGUCAAAGCUUAUGGAGAUUACUGUAUGAGCUAAAGACAUGAAAGAGCCCUUGCUGACCAGCAGUAAUAUGAAUCCAAGUGUCUUUUGGUGCUUGUGUCACUGAAAUUUUUCUGCCUCAGUUUCAUGGAAGGUGAAUCAUACAUAAAGUCUGAACUCCUCUGAAAAUUUUACGUCUGUAUAAACUUAUUUUGAUUGUUUAUUCUGAAUUAAAUAGAAUCAGCAAUCAGUGAGGCACAUAUUUAUUAAUUAUUAAGUCAUUUUUUGGAUUUCUCAUUUGCUUUGCCUCCAUGAGGAGAUAAAUUCAUUGGGACAAGAUCAUUGCUUCAGAACACUAAUGAGUAUCUUACUGUAUGUGCACCAUAGCUCAUGAUGAUAUUUCUUUCUGUUGCCAGUGGGAGCCAAGACAUUCCCAGUGAAUCCAAUAUGGAAUGAAGUGUUUGAGGUAAAGAUUUUGGUGAGUUUGUGGUUCCUUGUCCAUACUUCAAACAUGGGAUAUUUCAUUUCUGAUUGUUUUGUUUCUGAUUGUUUAUGUGAAGGCCUUUGUGGACAACUCACAUGGUCAGAAAUGAUAAAGAUUGGUGUCUUUGAUGAAGGCAAAGUGUCUGAUGAUGAAUCUCUUGGAACAUACAGUAAGUAAUCAUCCAAACAAGAAUUAGUAGAAAGCAACUCAUAUCUACAGUUUUUACAUGUAUGUGACUGUUUUGAUGUUGACAAAUAAUGUUUUAUCUCCUUAGUGUUGAGGCUGACUUUGGUACAAUUGUCCAACAAAGGCAAUGUUGCAUUGGUAAGUUGCAAAUCUUUCGUUAACUAAAGAGUUGUAUGUCAUAAUUAAUAACCGGUGUUAGGAACCUUUUUUAACACUGUGUGAUUUGAUAUAGCAUCUAGAGCAAUUUUUAAUUGAUUGUUGAAUGAAACCAACCCUAGGAUUGUACUGGGUUUACUUGUUCUUAUGGUCUGUGAUUGGUCUUGAAAACAUGUGUUACCCUCUGAGCCAAACACAUGCAAAGAGAUAAAACUUAUAGUGAUUUGAUCAGUGACACUUUCCUCUACUUUGGAUACUUCACUUGUUUUUUUCUUUUAACUGAGUUUACAUUCACAGGUUCAUUUUAAUAAUUCUCCCUUCCUGAUUGGCCAUUGUGAUUAAUUAUUGGUUUAAACACUCAGAUUAAAACUCCUAGAAGUGAUUACCAUGUAACUUUUCUCUAUAGUAUCCAUACAUUAUACAGCAAACAGGUAAUGAGAACACUCAAACUCAUCAGGUACAAUUUACAGUAUUACCUUGAUUGAAACCUAAUUCUCAUAAUCAAUUUACAAGGAAAUGUGUAGUAGCCAGAGGGGAGAAUUGAUGAUCAGAUCUUGAGAGUUGAAGGGUUAAAUUCACUCAGUUUAUUCUAACCUGUAAUUAUGUAAUUUUUGAAUACAGUGGCUUCCACUAGAGAAUGUGAAGAGUGGCCAGAUCAACUUGAGAUGCACAUGGUUCACACUGACUGCCAAACCAGAGGAUCUCUCACCGGUAAGUUCACAGUCAGCCUAACAAAAGGGUUGUUUUCAUUUAUGAGGACAAGUUGAAUAGAAAAACCAAAUCAGUGCAGUGCAGUCAAAGAAUAGUAAAUGGAAAGCAGAAGUUGUGGACCUGUACUUUUGAGAAUGGGUGUGUGAGUUGGUUCCUUCUGUGUGUUUCAAGGCUCAGAAACAACUUUUCACCAUUUUCUGUCUGUAAUGUUCAGCACUUCUAACAACUUUGGCACACUUUGGAAGUACAGUAGUCAGUGAGAGAACUUAUUUUUUUUACUGACUGGCCAUGCUCAAAAAAACAGGACCAGUUUAGCAAGAACUGCACCUUGGUCCUUUACAUAUGUAAGCAGGACCGACCAUUUGUUUAGGCAGACCAAGAGGCAAAGAUAUUAUUUGCUUGUUUAUUAGUUUUGUUUUUUGUGUACAGCCUGACCAAGCCAUUAUUGGUGAGGAGAUGUUAGCGACAGCAGCUCUUUUUGUUAAACUGGACUCAGCCAAGAAUCUUCCCUAGAGUAAGUGUGUGAUGUGGUCUCUUCUUUAUUUGAUAGAAAAGAAAAUAAGAAUGCAAAAUCUCUGCUUCUCAAAAUACACUGCAAGACCACACAAAGUGUGAAAGGUCACUGUUGUUAAGUUUUAAUGUAAAUUAUAAUUUUUUUAGGUAACAAAUGCUGCCUGUGGCACCACAAGUGCAUUCUGCAAACUUACUGUUGGAAAUAUUACUUACCAGAGCAAGGUAGGUCACACUUUUGAUUGAUCAUCCAUAAGCUAUUGUUUUCCUGUGUAUCAUCACUGAAUUGUCACAGAUCCAAGGUCCCACAGGUUGGCACACUAUGCUGUUGAUCUACAGGAUAAGGGAGUUUAGUUUCCAAAAAAACAACUGUGCUUUGGUUUUAUUUACUCAGUUGAUAAAACUAAUGGUAGAUGUUUCCCAUACCAUUUACAUGUCAGUUUUGCUUGUUGACUUAUUGAAGGAAACUCUUAUUACUGUUGUUUCUUACUGUUACAAGUACAUUUCUCUUGUGUUGGUGUAAUGGAAACCACAUAUCAUAGAGUACACAGUUGUUUUAUGUAAUUUGAUCAUAACCAGAUCAAGCUUUCAGUAGUGAUGCUGGGCACCACUAUUUAUAACCCCUGUCCAAAUCUUUUCUUUUUAGCAUUUGAAGACAAAUGAGAUUUCCCUAGUUUUUGUUUUGAAUUUUGGCCUCAUAGCUCAAUUAGUGCUACUGCACUCAACUAGUAUGUAGGAGGUGUUGCUGGCUUCUUUUCUGCAAUUGCUUAAAUUACAGUCCACCUGCAACGACCAUUGCCUGAUUUUCAUCUGCAGCUCAAAUAAAAUUAAUUUAAAAAAAAAUUAUGAUUAGAAUUGUUAAUGUGAAAGGAGAACCCCUUAAAACUUGCCUCUCAAUGAGUGUCUCUGUACCUCAGUUGCUAGGAGUGGCCAACCAGUAUCUUGAAGGCUCUGCGGGUUCAAAUCCUUUCAAAGCCUGAAUUUUUUCAGGUUUCUUUUCUGCAGUUUCUUAUUAAUAAUAAAUUACAGUCUACCUGUGAGGAUCAUUUCUUUGCUUGAAUUUCAUCUGAAAUUUAUUCCUUUCAAAAUUAUGACUUCUGAAAUAACUGAACAACUAGUUAAUGUCUCCAUUUGCUAAUAGGGAUAUAAACUGAGAUCAUUUCUCUCUUGUAAUUGCUGCUUUCUUUAUAGCAACUGACACAAUGUCAGUUGGUGAGAAAUAGAUUACUGACAUGUAUUUGGAACCAGCUGUAGAGGUUUGAAGUAGGUUUAACAACUCAGAGAAAAAGAUUAUAUCUUUGAUUAUUCCUUUUAAAAUUGUGGAAAUUCCUGAAAUGGUCAUGAGCAUCAGACCUUGAAUAACUCUCACUAAAAUGGGGAAGAAAGAGUAUAGUCAGCUGUAGAAAUAAAUAAUCAGACCUUGAUCUCAUAUCUUACAUGUACGUCAUUUUUAUCCCAUAAAAGCGGACUCAGUACUCGUAAAAACGUAGAAGAUGGAUUCAAGCUGUUGUGUCCGAGGCGGCUCGUGUAAAGUUAACAUGCCAUCUUUCUUCACGUGUCCAUUGAAGAGAGUCGCCUGGAAAACUGAUUCAAAAUGGCCCUUUGAACGUUCCAGUUUCGUUUUAUAACACGGAGGACUGCAGAGUGCUGACCUCGCCUUUCAGUAAAAGAAGAAGCCUAGCAGGCAGCGCGCUCUUGAGGCUCUGACUGCUCCACGUGAUCGGCUGGGCCUGCAAAAACCACAACUGCAACGGCAACGGGAACAUUACUAAACAUAAGGUUUAAUGAAUAGAACAAUGGCUUUGUAGGUGCGUUAUAAAUUUUUCUAAAUUUCUCUGCGUUCUCUGCAAAACUACAACGUGAAAUCACCAAACUCUGCGUUUUUUGGAGAACGUGACCGACGACGGCUAAUUUUUUAAUUUUCUAUUUCUAAUUUAACGGUGUUCCUUAUUUAGUUUCACAUAGAUUUAACUGUGAAAAACAAACUAAACGAUUUUAGAGUAACGCGAGACUCGUAGGUAAAAUAGAGGUUCACUUUUUAACCGACGUUGUCCACGGCAUCGCCGUCGUCGUUUCUUAAACUCGCUAUUGUUCAUGUGUG
Molecule: messenger RNA, 9274 nt
Organism: Pocillopora meandrina
Lineage: Eukaryota; Metazoa; Cnidaria; Anthozoa; Scleractinia; Pocilloporidae
Source: the annotation of a GenBank genome assembly